Messenger RNA from Ipomoea triloba (trilobed morning glory), 2834 nucleotides. Its product is annotated as two-component response regulator ARR2-like. Gene Ontology annotation, biological process: cytokinin-activated signaling pathway; phosphorelay signal transduction system. The transcript is spliced from 6 exons. The coding region runs from base 373 to 2361 and encodes 662 amino acids. NCBI's taxonomy places the organism in Eukaryota, Viridiplantae, Streptophyta, Magnoliopsida, Solanales, Convolvulaceae. Gene Ontology annotation, molecular function: DNA-binding transcription factor activity; DNA binding. The record is from RefSeq and is a predicted model, not a curated record.
UAACCACUAGAUAGAUACAUAUACAUACAAACACCAUAAUAUGUGCGCAUAUACAUAUAUAGCAUAGUAUUUAUUAUUGUAUAUUGUAUGGAGCAAAAAAUAUAUAUAUAGAUAAUCAAUUCUCUUUCAUCUUUAACUUCUUUCUAUAGAUGCCCAAACAUCUCUCUGGUGUUUUUUCUGGAAUUUCUGGGUACUGGGUACUAUCUGCACACGUUAAAGUUCAGAUAAGUGAGUUUUUGGGUAUUUGUGUGUUUGGGUGUCUGAUUUUUAUUUAUUUAUUUAUUUUUUUGGUUUCAUGUAUGCAUUUAUUAGCUGAGUAUUGAAGAAGGAGAAGAGAAAAUUAAUCUGGGUUGUGGUCAAGUGGCAAAACCCAUGUCAGUUCAUAGCUCAGCUGCUUCUUGGAAGCCCGUUGAUGUGGUCUCCGACCAGUUUCCGGUGGGUCUCCGGGUGCUUGUUGUGGAUGAUGACCCCACUUGUCUCAGGAUCUUAGAGAAGAUGCUAAGAAAUUGCCACUAUGAAGUAACUACAUGCAAUAUGGCGGAGGUUGCAUUAUCUCUGCUCCGGGAAAAUAAAAAUGGCUUUGAUAUUGUUCUAAGCGAUGUACACAUGCCGGACAUGGAUGGUUUCAAGCUUCUUGAGUGCAUUGGACUUGAGAUGGAUCUGCCUGUCAUUAUGAUGUCAGCAGAUGAUAGUAAGAAUGUCGUGAUGAAGGGUGUUACGCAUGGUGCGUAUGAUUAUCUGAUAAAACCAGUCCGGAUUGAAGCGCUGAAGAACAUAUGGCAGCAUGUCGUUCGCAAAAGGAAGCAGGAGAUGAAGGACAAGGAUAUUGAACAAUCGGGAAGUGUGGAAGAGGGAGACCGACAGCAAAAACCAUCUGAAGAUGUCGAUUACUCAUCUUCGGCAAAUGAAGGGAAUUGGAAAUGCUUGAAGAAAAGGAAGGACGAGGAAGAUGAAGGCGAAGAGAGGGAUGAGACAUCUGCACUGAAGAAGCCACGUGUGGUUUGGUCGGUGGAGCUCCAUCAACAAUUUGUAGCAGCUGUUAAUCAAUUGGGAAUCGACAAGGCUGUUCCAAAGAAAAUUCUGGAAUUGAUGAAUGUACCUGGGCUUACUAGAGAAAAUGUUGCAAGCCACCUGCAGAAAUAUCGCCUUUAUCUAAGGAGGCUGAGUGGUGUGUCACAGCAUCAAAGUGGACUGAACAGCUCUUUCAUGGGGCCACCCGACACAACCUUUGGGACGAUGUCUUCGCUUAAUGGACUCGAUUUUCAAACCCUAGCGGCCACGGGCCAAAUUUCAGCUCAGAGUCUUGCUUCACUCCAGGCAGCAGCACUUGGCAGGUCAGCUACAAAACCAGCAAUAUCAAUGCCCCUAGUAGAUCAAAGAAACCUGUUUAGCUUUGAAAACCCAAAGUUCAGAUUUGUUGAAGGCCAGCAGCCACUGAACAAUAAUAGUAAACAAAUUGGUUUGCUUCAUGGAAUCCCUACGACUAUGGAGCCAAAGCAGCUCGCAAACCUGAACCAAUCUUCACAGACUUUCGGGAGUCGGGGUAUGCAACCUCGGGGUAUGCAACCUCGGGCGCACCAGAACAACUCCUUACUAAUGCAGAUGGGGCCACCCCAGUCACAGGCUCACAUGUUAAAUGAACCUAAUGGUACUCAAGUUUCGAGGGUGACACAGCCCAUAUUAUCUAAUGGGAUGCCUAGUGAGCUAUUGGCACGGAAUGGUAUUGUUGACAAUUCACGUGGUGCCAUAUACCAACCCGUGUCCCAGGCCCAACCACUGGUAGAUUUCUCGGUGAAUCAGAAUACAGAGAUGCAGGGCAAUAGUUUCAUAAGUGGCAACUCGGGAAUGUCAUGUCUAGCAUCUAAAAGGAUAGAAGUUAACUCUGAUGUCAAAAGACCAAUUGGCGGCUUUGCUCCUCCCAGUUAUGAUAUAUUCAAUGACCUCCAACAGCAUAAAGCACAAGAUGACUGGGGCAUGGGAGCAGUUUUCGAGGCCUCUCGUCUCCCAAAUGCACAAGGAACCCUAGAUGCGUCACAAUCGGUGAUGGUUCAGCAAGGGUUUUCUUCAAGCCAGAACAGUGGACAAAAUGGGGGCAUGUCUAUUGGCAAAGCUGUGUUUCCAAGUGGGCAAGAAAGCGGGAACCCAAUGGUUGGUCCACAAUUGAACUCACUGCUCAGUGGCAAUUCGAUAACAAUCAAAGCUGAAAGACUCCCUGAUGCAAGCUAUCAGAACACACUUUUCUCCGACCAGCAUGGCCAGGACGACCUCAUGAGUGCACUUCUCAAACAGCAAGAAAGCGUAGGACCAGUUGAAAACGAGUUCAGCUUCGAUGGAUUUCAAUUGGGCAAUCUUCCAGUCUAAGGGCAUUCCCGCUGUAGCUUGCUGUACAUAGUCGCUCCUCGCUCGUUCAUCCAAACUUUUAACCUAAUUGCUCAAACAAGUGAUGGGAGGGAGAUUCUGUUGCUGCAUCUACCGCGUGAUUGCCCUGUUGGUAUGUUAAUGUUGGAUUCGAGGCCGAUAAAUUGUAGGUGGAUGGGUGGUGUGUACUAUACUGCUGCAUGAUAUGCAAAGGCAUAUAUACAUGCUUGCAAAGCAACAAUUUUUGACUGCUGUAGGUAGGUGACUGACUGCCUUGCAUGAUAAAAGAUUAAAAGGAUCUGAGACUUACCAAUUCAAGAACACCAUAAAAACUCAACUUUAAUAACGUGAUGUUAUUAGUAUUAUUAUUAUUAUUAUUGUUAUUACUUUCUUGGAUUUGGUCUUCUCAUGUACAGAUUCUAUUUGAUUGCUCCAGCCAGAUAUAUUGCUUCCCCAAUUUUAGUUGCCACCCUCAA